This is a messenger RNA of Lytechinus variegatus (green sea urchin), 924 nucleotides long. RefSeq lists its product as uncharacterized. Gene Ontology annotation, molecular function: nucleic acid binding. NCBI's taxonomy places the organism in Eukaryota, Metazoa, Echinodermata, Echinoidea, Temnopleuroida, Toxopneustidae. The coding region runs from base 1 to 924 and encodes 307 amino acids. The record is from RefSeq and is a predicted model, not a curated record. The transcript has a single exon.
AUGAUUAAGGAAGGUAGAAAGGAUUUGAAGAGAUACGGUCUCAUCUUCACAUGUAUGGCCUCUCGGGCUGUACACGUCGAGACACUCAACAGCUUGACUACUGAUUCAUUCAUUCAAGCAUUUCGUCGUUUCACAGCUCUCCGAGGACCAGUUCAACAACUGAGAUGUGAUAGAGGGACAAAUUUCGUCGGAGCGGAUGCAGAACUAAAAAAGGCCUGGCAUGAAAUGGAUCAUCAGAAGGUCAAGGACUGUCUUCUCAGUGAAGGAUGUGAUUAUGUUCACUUUAUCUUCAACGUUCCCUCUGCCAGCCACAUGGGAGGAGUAUGGGAGCGGCAGAUACGCUCUAUUCGCAGUGUUCUAGAUACUCUCCUGUACCAAUCUGGAAGGCAGCUUGAUGAUGAAUCACUACGAACCUUGAUGUGUGAGGCUGCAGCUAUCAUCAACAGCAGACCAUUGACAGUAACUCAUCUCAAUGAUCCAACGUAUCUAGCACCUCUGACACCAAACCACCUCAUAACAAUGAAGUCAAAGGUGUUCCUUCCUCCCCCAGGAAACUUCCAGAAUGCAGAUAUCUACUCGAGAAAGCGAUGGAGGAGGGUACAACACCUCAUUAAUGAAUUCUGGAGUAGAUGGAGAAAGGAGUUUCUUCAGAACCUUCAGGUCCGCCAGAAGUGGACACGCCCACAACGCGAAGCUUGUGUUGGAGACAUCGUCAUUCUGAAGGACAACAAUACUCCAAGAAAUCAGUGGUCCCUAGCGCGUGUUGCCGAAAUCAUACCAUCUGAAGAUGGACACAUUCGCAAAGUGAAACUCACCUUGGGAGACCGCGGAAUAGGUAAUAGUGGUAAGCGUAUCGGUCCACUUCAAGAAUUAGAGCGUCCUAUUCACAAACUGAUAUUACUGUUACCGCAAGAAGACCAAUAG